AUGUUGUGUGGAAGUUAUCACGAUGAUUGCAGUAAAGACGUAUGACGUGCUGGCACGCCGUCACGGCGAGGUGGUAAACGGACGGAUAACAAAGAAAAUGUAGAAGUAGUUUGCCGUUUAUGUCCGUAUAAGGGCAACGAUCCCUGCGUGAUACCAAUCGACGAUGAGCAUGUUCGAUUUGUACAACCUACCACCAUGCAGUCCAGGAACGGAAUGCCGCUGGAAACUAUUUACGAAUUUUCAUACGUCUUUGACGACAGUGACAGUCAGCGCGUCGUGUUUGAGCGUACUGCCCUGGAUUUGAUCGAAAAUCUGAUCCGUGGGAAGAAUUCAUUACUUUUUACGUAUGGAGUAACUGGAAGUGGUAAAACUUACACAAUGACAGGAAACACCGAGGAAGAGUCGAUUGGGAUUCUUCCACGUACUCUCGAUGUUAUAUUCAAUUCGCUGAUCAACCGCGUGGAUAAAUGCGUUUUCAAACCGGAUGGACGUAAUGGCUUUAUUGUGCGUGACGAGUUUGAAUCGGCACUUGCACGACGACGCUUAGAGCUCGAACGAUCCGAUAAUGGAGUCGAAUUAGCAAAUCGCUACAUUGAACGUCGAAGGGUAAGCGGUGCUAAUCCGGAUUUGGCUUGUGCAGUUUUUGUUUCUUAUAUCGAAAUUUAUAAUGAAGUUUGUUAUGAUCUUCUUGAAGAACCCCUCCUCAGAGCAGAUGGUACUAGGACACUCUCUGGUAAAGAUAUUAGACUAGGUGCCAAUAAUAUGUUUUACGUGGGUAAUGCAACUGAAGUUGAAGUGGAUUCAAGUGACGAAGCAUUGGAACAAUUCUAUCGGGGACAAGAGAGACGACGUGUCGGUGAUACGUUAUUGAAUAAGCAGAGCAGUCGUUCACACUCCAUAUUUAAUAUUCGCGUGGUAAUGGCACCUUGUCUUCUAGAUACAUGUUACCCUGAUGCUGAUCCUACAAAGAUGCAUAUCAGCCAGUUAUCUCUAGUUGACUUAGCUGGAUCAGAACGGACAAAAAGAACGGGUAACGAAGGAGCACGCCUUAUUGAAAGCGGCAAAAUAAAUCAAGGACUUUCAGUUCUUCGUCAGUGUUUUGAGAAAUUGCGAGAUAAUCAGUUACGUGAUAAGGCAGCUGCGAUUUCAUAUAGAGAAUCGAAAAUAACACAUCUGUUUAAAAACUCUUUCGAAGGAAGUGGAAAAGUGCGUAUGAUUAUUUGUCUGAAUCCAAGACCGGAAGAUUUCAGUGAGAAUCAGGGUGUAUUAAAUUUUGCGCAGCUGUCAAAGGAUAUUGUAAUUCCGGAAGGGAGUGAGGUUGUACCACCAUCACAAUCCGGUUUUCCAGUCAGUCGUCGUGAUUUCUUGAAAUGGUUAAACGAAUUAGGAUCUGUACAUAUAUCGAACAAGGAGGUACUAUCUUUUCCAUUGCCACCAUCGUUCAGUGUUUCCGGUUCGGAAGAUGCAGAAUCGAUAUCACGAUUACGUGAUUAUUAUCAACACAGUGCACAGGAAUAUAAUUCUUUGUAUCUAAUAUUUGAACGUAAAACGGCUGAAAUGGAGCAACAGUUACAGCGAGCUUUGUGUACUGUUGAUCUGCAAGAAGUGCGCAUUCAUGAACUUGAAGCUGAGAGAGAUGAAACGGAACGACUUUUGUCAACACUAACAUAUAAACUAAAGCAAAUGCGGCGUGAAAACUUGGCCUUACGUCAACGCUUGGAGCGUUGUGAAUCGGAAGAGAACGAGAAGUUAAAUCAAGAGGCGGAGCAUAGACGACGUGAAAGACUGUACCAGGAACAGCUUCGUAAAAAGGAAAAAACGCUUCAUCAGGUACGUGAAAUAUGUGAAAGGCCGCUUGUCUCAUCAACUAAACGUUUCAAAAGCAUUGAAAAUAUUCACAAUACGGCCACAGCAGAUGAUGGCGUUCUGACUAGUGAUGGGAAGAAUGAAGAAUUGUCAACACCUCAUCGUGUUGCGCUUGCAAGACAGAAGUGGGAAGCACGAACUGCUAAUGAAAAUGCUUUAACAAGAACUCGCACCGGCUAUUACAACGCGCGAUUUCACAGACGAUCCAAGAGUGCGAACUGUAGAGUAAUUGAUCAUCAGCCUCGAAAUCGCAUUCCGGAAGGCACGAUCUUGCAGCCUCGUAUGCCGAAAUUUUCUAAAACUACGAAUAAAUUAAGUGCAGAAAAACUGAAAAAGUGCUCUGAUUAUGUACUGACACAUCAGGAGGUUGAUCGAGAAGGUUAUCUCACAACACAGGUUGUUAAGGGUGAAUGUAUCCCAACUGCUGGAGGAGGUACAGCGGUACGUUUCAAUGAUGUCGAAAGAUUGUCACACGAGUCACCAAAAGUUUAA
Molecule: messenger RNA, 2358 nt
Organism: Cercopithifilaria johnstoni
Lineage: Eukaryota; Metazoa; Nematoda; Chromadorea; Rhabditida; Onchocercidae
Source: the annotation of a GenBank genome assembly